UUCCCCACUCUGGCCUCACAGGGGAGUUGGCAGCGAGCCGUGGGCCGCGCUGGCCUCAGCCAGAUUUCCUGGCCAAACUCAGGAGAAGAGAUGCCCUGGACUGUCCUGCUCUUUGCAGCCGGCUCCUUGGCCAUCCCACCCCCGUCCAUCCUGCUGGUGCCCCCCCUCCCCAGCAGCCAAGAAGACCCCAUCCACAUUACCUGUGUCGCCCCCUGGGGCUUCCCAGGGGCCAAUUUCACGCUGUACCGCGGCAAGCAGGUGGUCCAGCUGCUGCAGGCCCCCCCAGACCAGCUGGAGGUCACCUUCAACCUGAGCGGCAGGGAGGCGCCCGGGGGCAUGUUCUACUGCCGGUACGGGGUGCUAGGUGAACACAGACAGCCGCAGCUGUCGGAAUUCAGCGAGCCUGUGAGUGUCUCCUUCCCAUCCUUCCCAGUGCCUACUUGGAUCCUGGCACUCUCCCUGAGCCUGGCUGGGGCCCUCCUUCUUGCUGGGCUGGUGGCCACUGCCCUGUUGGUCAGGAGAGUUAAAGUAAAAAAAUUGCAGAAGAAAAGAGAGCGAGAAUCCUGCUGGGCCCAGAUCAACUUCGCCACCACAGAUAUGACCUUUGACAACUCCCUGUUUGCCAUCUCUGCGAAAAUGAACCCAGAAGAGGAUCCAACCACCCUGCAUGCCUGCUCGGGCUCCGGCGAGACAUCUGACAACUCCGGACCCCGGAAAAGGCCCACUUCCACAUCCUCCUCGCCCGAGCCCCCCGAAUUCAGCACCUUCCGGGCCUGCCAGUGAGGCUGAGGAUCGGGGCUCCCUCUGUGUCUGUGCCCGAGGUCCCUGUAGCUGCUUUCGGUUUUCUGGCUGCUGCUUUCUCAGGGAACUGAACAGAGGAGAUGACGGGAAUCCUUGACCUUGGGACCUUCCUCAACAGAGGGGCAGGAGUGGCAGAGGGGUCGCCCACAUUGUCCUGGAAGCUGGACGGAAAGCGGGGAGACUCCCUCCCACCCAGGAGGGAGAUGUUAGGGUCCCUGUGGCCCCCAGCUGGACCGCACACCCUUCCGGUUUCUUCCUCCCCCUGCCGCAUCUGACUUGACCAGCCCAGCUGGGUUUUUGGAGCACAGGGUACCUGGGGGUAUGUUCUGUAUGUCUGUCCUACUGGUAUGCCUAAGUUAUUAAUUACAACACGUGUUGAGCUGUUCC
Molecule: messenger RNA, 1188 nt
Organism: Hyaena hyaena (striped hyena)
Lineage: Eukaryota; Metazoa; Chordata; Mammalia; Carnivora; Hyaenidae
Gene: CUNH19orf38
Product: chromosome unknown C19orf38 homolog
Exons: 7
Coding region: 91-783 (230 amino acids)
Source: RefSeq, a predicted model, not a curated record